Molecule: messenger RNA, 1471 nt
Organism: Astyanax mexicanus (Mexican tetra)
Lineage: Eukaryota; Metazoa; Chordata; Actinopteri; Characiformes; Acestrorhamphidae
Exons: 6
Coding region: 199-861 (220 amino acids)
Biological process (GO): immune response-regulating cell surface receptor signaling pathway
Cellular component (GO): plasma membrane
Molecular function (GO): signaling receptor activity
Source: RefSeq, a predicted model, not a curated record
CAUUCUGUCCAGAACUACAAAACACACAAAGCAGGGUUUAUUCACACCCUUAACCAUGCAAGUGGAGACUUACUGCCAACUCAUAGCAAGAGCUGCGUGCAUGCAUGCACACACACACAAAAACACAGACAAACACACAUUUACUGUUCCUGUUCAUCACUCUGAGAGUAAGUUCUGGUUGAAGAUCAGCAUUCAUUCAUGGCGUCCUUUAUCUUUCGGAUCAUCAGUGGAUCAGUGUUGAUACUAAUCUUGCUAAUGAUAAGAUGUGGAGACACAACAGAGCCUGAGUUGAACUGUAUUCCGUCUAUCAGAGUUCCUCGAAACACAGUGUGGACCUCUUCUGAAAAUGAGACUCUGAUGAUCAAAUGCACUGUUUUUACUGAACCCCACUGCUGGAAGAACUUACCAGUCUCAUGGUGCAGAAUUAAUGAUAAGAAUGAAUGCAGACCGAUGACUGACUCCACCCACUUUUCAACAGCAUGGAGAAAUAUUAGUGGGAGUCAAAGGAUGUUUAUUCUGAUUUUCUGGAACUUAUCCAAGCAGGACGCUGGGUUUUACAGGUGUCAGACACAAGCACCUGUAUCCACUUUAGGACAUGCUAUCAGGGUGACUGUGACAGCUUCUGACACAGACUUUAAACAUGUGAGCAAGAAAAACACAACAAAAGAAAUCAGAGACACUGAGCAGAGUGUGGUAAAGCAGUUCUUUCUGCUCUACUCUGUUCCGAUUGUGGUGAUUCUAGUGCUUUCUGUUCCAGUACUGAUUAAAACCAUCUGCAGGAAAGAGUAUUCUCUGCGAGACAAGGACACCCUCACCACUGUGUUUUAUGAAGAAGCAGAAGAUUCCAGUCUGCAGGAAUAGAGCUUCCCACCGAUUCCACUGCGAGAGCCUUCAACAGUGUCUUCAGUUAUUCUAUUUUAUUAAAUCAAACUAAAAUCUUAAAAGUAAAUCUUUAAUUUAAAGAGAGAUCAUUUAAUGUUUAUCUUUCACAAACCAGUAAUAAUUUACAUGUACGUCACAUAUGAAUAAAGUGUUGUGUUAAAUUGAAAAAGUACAUUUUUAUAUAUUUUAAAGAUGUACGUUUGUGCAGUUUGUGUUUGAACGUCUUUCAAGUAAUUAUUAUUUUAACAGCUUUUUUCACACAUGCUCUGUAGAGUCUAUCACACAGACUGGUGUGUGAAACUGAAGGCAGUUUACAGCGGAUGUGGGUUUAAUUCAGUCACUUCUUCCAUUACAGACUAUAAACAGGAAAACAAAUAAAGGUCAAGUGGACAGUGUCAAGGCUUUGUCUCUUUUGGUUCUGAAGAUUCACACCUUGAAAGAGGGGUUUGAAAAAACACAUGUCAAAAAUGCACACUCUCCUUAUUACCUUUUAGAUCUUGCAUACAGAGCAGACACUCAAAAACUUUAUAAUGCACAUAAUUCUUUAAGCAAAUGUAUUAAACGAGUAUAAAAUUACAGUCAUUAUAAU